Messenger RNA from Sturnus vulgaris (Common starling), 1122 nucleotides. Lineage: Eukaryota; Metazoa; Chordata; Aves; Passeriformes; Sturnidae. The record is from RefSeq and is a predicted model, not a curated record.
ACUGACCAUAAUUUAUUUCUUUCAUGCUUUACAGUGAACAACCCUAUACCUUCCAACCUGAAGUCAGAAGCUAAAAAGGCAGCUAAAAUUCUACGAGAAUUUACAGAAAUAACUUCCAGAAAUGGACCAGAUAAAAUCAUACCACCUCAUGUAAUAGCUAAAGCCAAAGGUCUUGCAGUUUUGUCUGUUAUCAAAGCUGGAUUUUUGGUGACUGCUCGAGGUGGAAGUGGGAUUGUAUUAGCUCGUCUUCCUAAUGGAGCCUGGUCUGCUCCCUCUGCAAUAGGAAUUGCUGGUCUUGGUGGUGGAUUUGAAAUUGGAAUUGAGGUCUCAGACUUAGUGAUAAUACUGAAUCAUGAAAGAGCAGUAGAAGCUUUUGCCAAAGGAGGGAAUCUUACACUUGGAGGAAAUCUUACUGUGGCAAUUGGACCUCUGGGGAGAAACUUAGAGGGGGAUGUUGCCCUGAGAAGCUCUGCUGCUGUCUAUACAUAUUGCAAGUCUCGUGGACUGUUUGCAGGUGUAUCUCUGGAAGGAACCUGUUUAAUUGAAAGGAAAGAAACAAAUCGCAAGUUUUAUGGGCAGGACAUUCGUGCUAGUGCCAUCCUGCUUGGUGAUGUGCCUUUCCCUGCUCAAGCAGAUGAUCUUUAUGAAAUUCUGGCAUCCUUCACUGAAGUGUAUGAAAAUGAAGAGCAAAAAAAUAAUCCAGGAAAAUCUGUAAAUGACCGUCCUGCUAGACCAUCAUCCAGACCAGAGCCGCCUAAACCAGCUGCUAGACCUACACCACCAGCUAAAAAGAAUACAAAUAGACUUUAUCCUGAACUUCCCAAUGAUUAUGCAUCUGUGGAUAACUCUCGGAGUGAUCCAGUAGAAGUGACAGCACUUUAUUCAUUUGAAGGACAACAGCCAGGUGACUUGACUUUCAAAGCUGGAGACAGAAUCACAGUGACAACUAAAACAAAUUCCCAGUUUGAUUGGUGGGAAGGAAGCAUAGGAGGAAAAACUGGCAUCUUUCCAGCCAAUUAUGUUGCCAUAAGUAACAACUGAAUUUGUACAGAAUAAAAUCUUGAGGUAGUAAUAUAUUUACACUGAAAAAUAGAUUUUAACUUUUCAGAUUUUAUUAAAAUG